UCCCAUUUUCAAAACGCUCUCUUACACUAAAGAAGCUGCUGUACGAUUUGUCCCUAGUUAGGUGGAGUAGUUAGUGUCCUUUCCCCUCCCAUUUUCAAAACGCUCUCUGACAUUAAAGAAGCUGUUGUACGUAUCUCUGAAUCUUCCCUUUGCUCUUUCCAACAUGCUUCUCUCUCUCCUCCUCCGCCGCCGCCGCCACCACCACCACCACCAACACCAUCUUCUCAGUGUCCGUCUACUGCUUCUCCACCACCAAUGCAAACCCUUAUCCACUCUCACCAUCUCACUCUCCCACCCAACGUACAUCAUCUGGUCCUCCAACACCUCCCUUGGCAAAACUCUAGUUUCCACGGGCCUAUCCUCCUCCUUCCUCCUCUCCCCUUCGUCUUCCAACGCCAAAAAACUCCUCUACCUCAAACCUCUCCAAACAGGGUUUCCCUCCGACUCCGACUCCCGCUUUCUCUUCCAAAAACUCUCUUCUUUAUCUCUCCGCCGCAAUCUCCCCCUCUUGUCCUCCCAUUCCGUACUCCUCUCUUCCCUCCCCGCCGCCAAAUCAUUUAAACCAAACGAAUUCUCUGUUACUGAGUCACAGGAGAUGUGUGAAUUGGGGUUUUAUGAGGAGAGUAAGGUUUUGGAGGAGGGAAGGGUUGUUCCAGAGCUUGUUUCAGAGACGCUGUACGCUUGGGAGGGCGCGCUGUCUCCUCAUUUGGCUGCGGAAAGGGAGGGUGGGGCGGUGGGGGAUUGUGAAGUGGUUAAGAAAGUGGAGAGACGUUUGAGGGAAGGCUUGUUGGAGGGUGGUGUUGAGAGGGGGAGGUUGGAUGGGUUUUGUGUGUUGGAGACUGCCGGUGGGGUCGCCAGUCCUGGACCCUCAGGGACUCUUCAAUGCGAUCUUUAUCGGCCCUUACGCUUUCCUGGUGUUCUUGUUGGAGAUGGGCGGUUGGGUGGUAUAUCUGGAACUAUUUCAGCUUAUGAGAGUUUGAAACUACGAGGUUAUGAUGUUGUUGCUAUUGUUAUUGAAGAUCAUGGCCUUGUAAAUGAAACACCAUUAAUGUCAUAUUUGCAUAAUAGAGUGCCUGUGCUUGUGCUGCCGCCAAUUCCUCAAGAUCCAUCAAACAACCUAAUGGAAUGGUUUGACGAAUCGCGCAAUGUAUUUAAUUCUUUGAAAGACAUAAUGCUGGAAGCUUAUUUAGAAAGAAUGCAGAGACUUAAUGAAAUGCCGAGAAGAGCUGGGGAUGUUUUCUGGUGGCCAUUUACUCAGCACAAAUUUGUACCAUCUUGUACUGUUGCAGUCAUUGAUUCACGUUGUGGUGAAAACUUUUCAGUCUACAAGGUUCAGAACAAAGAGGUCAUAACUCAACAAUUUGAUGCAUGUGCUAGUUGGUGGACACAAGGACCAGAUGCAACUUUACAGACUGAACUUGCAAGGGAUAUGGGUUAUGCUGCUGCAAGAUUUGGGCAUGUAAUGUUCCCUGAGAAUGUCUAUGAGCCAGCUUUAGAAUGUGCAGAGCUUUUGCUCGACGGUGUGGGGAAAGGUUGGGCCUCUCGGGUGUACUUUUCAGAUAAUGGUUCUACAGCAAUUGAAAUUGCUCUCAAGAUGGCAUUUAGAAAAUUUAUUUCCGAUCAUGGAAAUUUUCUAGAGUUAUUGAAGAAUAACUCUGCUGAAAGAUGUAUCGAGCUAAUGGUUCUGGCUCUUAAGGGAUCUUAUCAUGGUGAUACUUUAGGUGCAAUGGAAGCACAGGCACCAUCAUCUUAUACAGGAUUCUUGCAGCAGCCAUGGUAUACUGGAAGAGGGCUUUUUCUCGACCCUCCAACUGUGUUUAUGAACAAUGGCAAAUGGACUCUCUCACUUCCUGAAGUGUUUUAUUCUGAAAUGUUGAAACUGGAAGAUAUUACCUUUAGGUCUCGUGAUGAAAUUUUUCUUAAGAACAGGGACAAAUCAACUCUUGCUGGCCUGUAUUCAUCAUAUUUAUCUCAACACUUAUCACAGUAUUCAGGAUUAUCUGGGAUUAAGCAGAUAGGAGCCUUAAUUAUAGAACCAGUUAUCCAAGGUGCUGGAGGAAUGCACAUGGUUGAUCCACUUUUCCAGCGGAUGCUUGUCAAUGAGUGUCGACACUGUAGAAUUCCAGUAAUCUUUGAUGAGGUUUUUACAGGUUUCUGGCGUUUAGGAGUAGAGGCUGCAGCAGAACUGCUUAGUUGUGUACCAGAUAUAGCCUGCUUUGCAAAAGUUAUGACUGGGGGGAUCAUCCCGUUAGCUGUCACACUGGCAACUGAUGCUGUUUUUGAUUCAUUUAUUGGAGACUCAAAGCUUACGGCUCUUCUGCAUGGACACUCAUAUACCGCCCAUGCAAUGGGGUGCACAGCGGCUGCUAAAUCUAUUAAAUGGUUCAAAGAUCCAAUGACAAACCUUAAUAUCACAUCUGAAAAAUCUCAGAAAAUGUUGCUUAGGGAGUUAUGGGAUGCAGAACUCGUGCAACAGAUCUCAUCACAUCCUUCUGUCUCAAGGGUGGUCACAUUAGGAACUCUGUUUGCUCUAGAACUACAAGCAGAUGGGUCUAAUGCUGGGUAUGCAUCUCUAUAUGCAAGCUCUCUUCUUGAGAUGCUCCGCGAGGACGGUAUAUACACCAGGCCCUUAGGAAAUGUCAUCUAUUUCAUGUGUGGACCCUGCACAUCCCCUCAAAUCUGCACCCAACAACUCAUCAAACUCUAUAGAAGGCUUGAAGAGUUCACUCAAGUCAAAAGAGAGACGAAAAUUAAUUAAACCGGUAUCGAACUUUUCUUUUCUUUAGAUUUUUCUGCUGCAUGUAGUAUUCUUCAUUAGUUCAUGUAUGACCUUAUUAAACUUUUAUCAUUUUUGUACCCCCAAAAAAAUUGGAUAUGUAGGUCUGACAUGGUUUCCAAAUGAA
Messenger RNA from Durio zibethinus, 2903 nucleotides. RefSeq names its product adenosylmethionine-8-amino-7-oxononanoate transaminase (gene BIO1). Gene Ontology annotation, cellular component: mitochondrion. Gene Ontology annotation, biological process: biotin biosynthetic process. The record is from RefSeq and is a predicted model, not a curated record. NCBI's taxonomy places the organism in Eukaryota, Viridiplantae, Streptophyta, Magnoliopsida, Malvales, Malvaceae. Gene Ontology annotation, molecular function: S-adenosyl-L-methionine:8-amino-7-oxononanoate transaminase activity; pyridoxal phosphate binding; dethiobiotin synthase activity.